AUGUCCCAGGAUCCAUCCCAGCCCUGGCACACAGCCUACCCCACCCCCAAGUCCCAGGCAGCUACUUUACCCCGCCAAGAAGUGCUAGGAUGGCUUCGCGGGGAAAAGGUGGUUGGGCGGGACUUUUUGUUGAUUGAUGUGCGUCGUGAUGAUUUUGAGGGUGGUACCAUCCACGGCUCAUUGAAUUUGCCCGCGCAGAGUUUCUAUACGACCAUGUCGACACUAUAUGCAUUGGUGAAGAGUAGUGGGGUGAAGACUGUUGUUUUUUAUUGUGGCUCUUGCUGCGGCCGAGGACCCCGGGCUGCCGGGUGGUUUGCCGAUUACCUCAACGAUAAAGAAGAUUUUUCGCUGCAGAGCGUGAUCCUCGAAGGCGGGAUUAAGGGGUGGGUUAAGGCGGGUUCUGAGUAUACCGCGUUGAUUGAUGGGUUUGAUGCAAGUGUAUGGAAGCAGUGA
Molecule: messenger RNA, 453 nt
Organism: Penicillium argentinense
Lineage: Eukaryota; Fungi; Ascomycota; Eurotiomycetes; Eurotiales; Aspergillaceae
Product: putative arsenate reductase (Arc2)
Exons: 3
Coding region: 1-453 (150 amino acids)
Cellular component (GO): nucleus; cytoplasm
Molecular function (GO): protein tyrosine phosphatase activity
Source: RefSeq, a predicted model, not a curated record